GAGAUAGUUACCUUAUUCGACAGUGAAAGAGUAAAAAAAAUCCAGAAAGACACGCGAUUUCGAAAACGGAACGAGGACACUGCAAAUGAGAAUCUUCUCAAAUAAAUUUUUCGCCAAUGCCUGCCGCAGCCUCGUAGGCGUAGGACUCGCCACCUCCAUUUCCGCGGCCACCGUUGCUGCCUCCAAUUCCGCCGUAUCUUCUUCUUCUCCUUCUUCUCCUUCUUCUCCUCAUUCUUCUUCUCCUUCUCCUUCUUCUUCUCCUUCUCCUUCUCAUUCUUCUUCUUAUUCCACCGCUACCUCCGCCGCGUCUUCUCCUUCUCAUUCCGCCACCGUCACUUCCGCCUCUUCUUCCGAUGCCGGCGAUUAUUCGUCCUUUUAUUAUUCUUCGUCCGAUGGCGAAACGACAGAGCGCGAGCUUCUGAAAACGAGGCUCUGCAUCAUCGGAAGCGGUCCGGCGGCUCACACAGCCGCCAUAUACGCCGGACGCGCCGAGCUGAAGCCGGUACUCUUCGAAGGCUGGAUGGCAAAUGACGUCGCUCCCGGCGGUCAGCUUACCACCACCACCGACGUCGAGAACUUUCCGGGGUUCCCUGAAGGCAUAUUGGGCGGCGAGCUCAUGGACCGCUGCCGCAAGCAGUCGCAGCGCUUCGGCGCUGAGAUCGUCGAGGAGACCGUAACGAGUGUGGACUUCUCCCGACGGCCAUUUUGGAUUUUCACCGAUUCCACCAUCGUCGAGGCCGAUUCCGUCAUAGUAGCCACCGGCGCCGUCGCGAAACGUCUGAAUUUCGACGGCGCUGGUGACGGCCCCAACGGGUUCUGGAACCGUGGGAUAUCGGCAUGCGCCGUGUGUGAUGGCGCUUUGCCGUUAUUCCGGAAUAGGCCGCUGGCGGUGAUUGGUGGCGGCGAUUCGGCAAUGGAGGAAGCCACCUUUCUCACCAAAUUUGGUUCCAAAGUGUAUAUAAUUCAUAGGAGGGAUAAGUUUAGGGCUUCUAAGAUUAUGCAAGGGAAGGUGUUGAGUAAUCCCAAAAUUGAGGUGCUGUGGAAUUCAGUGGUGGUUGGAGCUUAUGGGGAUGAUAAGGGGAGGGUUCUUGGAGGGAUUAAGGUGAAGAAUGUGGUGACUGGGGUUGUGUCUGAUUUGAUGGUGUCUGGUUUGUUCUUUGCAGUUGGGCAUGAGCCUGCUACACAGUUCUUGAAUGGUCAACUUGAAUUGGAUUCUGAUGGGUACAUUGUGACUAAGCCAGGUACCACAAAGACCAAUGUUGAUGGAGUUUUUGCUGCUGGUGAUGUUCAGGAUAAGAAGUAUAGGCAAGCUAUUACGGCCGCUGGCACAGGGUGUAUGGCAGCCUUGGAGGCAGAACAUUACUUGCUAGGGAGUUCAUAGGAGGGUAAGAGUGGUUGACUCGCCACGUUUUACCCGGAGCUCAGAAGAUGCUUCAUUAGAUGCAAUGUUCUUAAUUCAUGUAAGAAAG
Molecule: messenger RNA, 1469 nt
Organism: Abrus precatorius (Indian licorice)
Lineage: Eukaryota; Viridiplantae; Streptophyta; Magnoliopsida; Fabales; Fabaceae
Product: thioredoxin reductase NTRB-like
Exons: 2
Coding region: 86-1381 (431 amino acids)
Biological process (GO): removal of superoxide radicals
Cellular component (GO): cytoplasm
Molecular function (GO): thioredoxin-disulfide reductase (NADPH) activity
Source: RefSeq, a predicted model, not a curated record